Molecule: messenger RNA, 3689 nt
Organism: Trichomycterus rosablanca
Lineage: Eukaryota; Metazoa; Chordata; Actinopteri; Siluriformes; Trichomycteridae
Gene: mtus2b
Product: microtubule associated tumor suppressor candidate 2b
Exons: 14
Coding region: 1-3420 (1139 amino acids)
Cellular component (GO): cytoplasm; nucleus
Molecular function (GO): microtubule binding
Source: RefSeq, a predicted model, not a curated record
AUGCCAGACUCAGAUUCUCGAUCAAACAUAAACAUGAGCGACAAGCUUGAUGAAUCUGUUGGAUCUAAUGUUCAGCAUGGACAUGAGGAAAUAAAAAACAACAACAGGUGCAUUGAAGAUUCCUUGAAUGGAGAUACCAAUGGAAAUAAGGUCCACAGCAAAGAUUCUAGAACCCUGGAGGACACUGGUACUCUGUUGUCUUUUCAGAUUUCUCAGAUUGAGGAACAGGACAAGGUCAUUAUCUGGGGCACAGACUCUCAGUAUGAUGACCCAGAACUGGCAGAGUUUGAGAUGUUGGAAUGCCAGGAACUGGAAGCAUACCUUGUGGAAUCCGGAGACAGUAAUGUAAAACAAGAAAGAGCCAUUCCAGGAACCAACAAAAUUCUUCAAGCUGAGAUUGGUGUUGAAAAAGGUCUAAAGAAUAAAGUCUCCAAACCUGAGAAAAGGGUCCAAGAAACAACCACUUUUAAAGUUAUCAACAAAGACACUGAGGCAUGUGUGUCUAAGACUGAGAACAGCUCUGAAAAUGAUGUAUUUGUUUCCUGUUACUCCACAAUGUCUAGCCUUGCUUCUCAGUCCUGUUUGACUAGCUCUGAUAAGAGCAAACAUUUUCCUCACACUGAUGGAACUCAUGUUGAUCUCAACCUUAACAAUACCUCCUCUGAGGAACCUAUUUUAGAAGCACAAGAAACCCAACCUGUUCAAAUGCCUGAUCAGUUAAAAAACACUGUAACAAAUUGUAACGGCAGCUUUAAAAACAGUAAAGACGAGCACAAUGAUUUAGAAUAUGCCAGCAAAGACAAUGCAGGGCAUCUUGUGGAUGCUGCUCAGGGGCACCAGAUUUUAAUUAGAGAAGAACAUGAGCUUCCAGAUGCAAAAACUAUUACACCACAGCAAAAGUCUGAUGACAUGCACAACAAGAUUGCACAAGAUGUCAGUGAAGAGUUGAAAGGUAACCAGUUCCAAAGGGAGGCAUCUUCAGAUUCAGUUCUCAAAUCCUCAACACCGGACUCAACAGAAACUCCCAGUCAGUGUGCCGUCUCUGAAGCCAGGCUUUACCAAAAACAGGCAUUUUUGGAAAGAACUCGCAAUGCCAGCCCAUCCAGCAUAGAAGGACGGGCACCGUGGUGCAGUUCACCACGCCCUGCUACUCCUCCAUCUUCCAACCACACUGGCUCCCCAAGAAGACAAUCACCUUCUUCACCAGCCCGGACUAUCAGCACAAAAAAUCCAGCCCAUGACCCUUCAGGUUCUCCGCAGAGGUUUACUAGUGGACUUAAGCCACCAAGUAAAAGCUAUUUCAGUAGUGGCAUCCCAAAACCUAUUCCUCCUCAACAGCCAUCUACUGAAACUGAAUCAUUGAAGUCUUCCUCCCCUCAAAAGCCUAAAAACAUCCGUCCAAAGAUCAUAACCUACGUUCGAAGAAGCUCUCCGGUUAAACCACAUACAACGGAGAGUCCAUAUGAAGCAUCUACUUUGCCUUUCAGGAUUACACCAAGCAGUAGCACAUCAACAACAACAGAUCAGAAAGUUGGAAGGUCCAGAGGCUCACCAGAGCUGAGCUCCUAUACUGGCCCAUAUGACAAGUUUGGGCAGGAGACACAGAAGUCUGGAUGUUAUAAUCCAUCUCCUGUAAUGGUUUCUGGAAUUAGACCUUCAAGUCAAACUGUCCCUCACAAAAUGGUGGGGAAGUCUGAAAGUUUCCAUGAAGAGCUUCGAGAUACGUAUUUAAAAGAGGUGGGAAAAAGUGUCCAGGUUGGUGCCUAUGAAAUAGCUGGUGUCUAUCGUUCACCUAGAGCCCUAAAACCUCAGCUUGGCCUUGGAGCUGUAACAAGGCAACCAACAACCAGAAACAGGAUGAUGAUGCCAGCCCAGAGAUCAAUUUCCCCACUAAGCCACUCAGCUUCUGUGGUGCAACCUGCCUACUACUGUCAGGAACCCACUGGUGACCUGAAAAAGCCACUACAAGAGGUGGCUCCCAAGUCUUUCCUGCCAAAAUCUGGUCAGUCUGGCCUAUGCCCACCAGGCUUCUCGCACCUACCAGCUGCUCGCCUCACUGCUUUUGGUUUUGUCCGCAGUGCCAGUGUGUCCUCCACAUCCAGCAGCUAUUCCAAUGAUGGUCGACCCCCAAAUGCAUCUAGAAAGGAGCUCCAGAGAGAUGGAAAUGUCACUCAACCUCCUCUUUCCUCUCCUAAGAGAUUUGCAGUGGUCUCGCCCAAACCUCAGUCCCCUGUACGUCAAAAGUCAUGCGUGGCACGUCUUGGUGGCCGGAUGGAGUGGGCAGAUGCGGAGCGUGAGCGCCUGGCGGUUCAGCGGCUCAGAGAACGUUGUGAUGAUCAGGCCAAGCAGAUAAUUUCCUUACAGACUCAACUGGGAAAGAACUCCCUCUGUACGGUUGUCCUGGCCAUCACCACUCAGCACUUCUGCAAAAAGAGUGAGGAUGGUGUGUUGAAGGAGAGGGAGUUGUCCCUGGAGCUUUCCAGAAUCAGAGAUGAAGUGGUGGACAGUGUGGGUCGAUGGAAGCAACUGCUGGGUGAGAAGGCCGAGUUGGAGCGCAGUUUUGAGCAGCAGUUGAAGGAGCUUAAGGAGAAACAGCAGAAGGAUCUGCAGGAUCUGGAGAAGAGACUGACAGAAGAGCAGCAGAAGGAAACAGAACGUCUGCAGCAACAGCAGAGCAAUCAGCUACAGCAGCUCCGCUCCCAGCACCAACAGCAGGUGGAGGAAAUGAGUGAAAACCAUGAGGCUGCCAUACAGGAAAUGGAGGCAGCUCAUAACGCCACGUUGGCCACUCUACUGGACGAGCAUGCUAGAACGGUCAAGAACUUAAAGAUGGCACAUGAACAGCAAAAGAAAUCCCUGGAGGAAGAUUUUGAGAAACUUAGACUGUCACUGCAGGAUCAGGUAGACACUCUGACGUUUCAGAACCGCAGUCUGCGAGAUCGAGCUAAGCGAUUUGAAGAGGCACUACGCAGAAGUACAGAUGAACAGACUGUGGAAGCUUUGGCCCCAUAUCAGCACAUAGAGGAGGAUCUAAAGAGUCUCAAAGAGGUUGUAGAAAUGAAGAAUCAGCAGAUUCACCAACAAGAAGUGAAGAUAUCCGAGCUGGAGAAACUGGCCCAGAAGAAUGUCAUGUUAGAGGAGCGAGUUCAGGUUCUACAGCAGCAGAAUGAGGACCUUAAAGCCAGGAUAGACCUUAACCUUGCAGUGUCCAGGCAACUGUCAGAAGACAAUGCUAACCUGCAGGAAUAUGUGGAAAAGGAGAGUAACGAGAAGAAGCGAUUAAGUCGCACUAAUGAGGAGCUGCUCUGGCGACUGCAGACUGGCGAGUUGAGCCCACGAAUGUCACCCAACCAAUCACCGCUUCAUCGAUCCUCCUCAGGCGCUGGCUCACCAUCCCAUCUUCCACCUUUUCCUAGAUGAGGCCCCUCAUACGUCCCUGUUUCCUACACUUUUUUUUCUUCAAACAUCAACCUCCGCCUCCCAAGAACACACACUUUUAUCAGAAAUAGGUGCAAGCAGGCUCCUAAGGUGCUUUCUGCGGUGGAAUUGUACUUUCUGGACAUGAGUUUGGAAAUAGCUAUUACUGUAAAUGGGUGCUUAUUACAUCAGGUGGCUCAGGAAGAGAGUGUCUGGAUUCAAACAUCUGUCCCAGUGCUAUACAGUCUGUGUUAUUAUAAUUAUAUAUAAAG